AUGGAUUCCGCCACCGUCUCCGACGCUGAUCCGAUGGUUAAGGGAAACAAGUCCUCCGAAUCAGAGAUGGAUUCCGCCACCUUCUCCGAGAUGGUUAAGGGAAACAAGUCCUCCGAAUCAGAGGAAAAAAGGGUCAUCAAACACUUUGGUCCAAUGUGGUACGAAUUGGAGGAACCUGACGAGAGAGAAAGCUUUAAUCCAUUAUCGUUCUACAUGAGUUCCACCGUCGACCACCCUGGUCCGAUCUCUGUGGUAAACAAUUUCAUGGGUUUGGUUAUGACCAAGUUAGAGACGACUUUAAGGUCAUUCAAUGUGUAG
Molecule: messenger RNA, 318 nt
Organism: Vicia faba (fava bean)
Lineage: Eukaryota; Viridiplantae; Streptophyta; Magnoliopsida; Fabales; Fabaceae
Source: the annotation of a GenBank genome assembly